GCGGGACGGCGACUCUCGUGGAGGCGGCGGCAGGAUGAGGGCGGCGGUGACGGUUCCCGGAGGCGUUUCCGCUUUUCCUUCUGGUGUGUGGGGCGGCGGGGCGUGUGCGGGAGCCCGGGCGGGAGUGGGGACGCCGUCCGCUGUGUGGGGAGGGACGCGCGGACGGGGAAGGCCGCCCCUCACCGGGGGGCUCCCCCGCGUCCCUCAGGAGUGCCGCGGGCGGGGAGGGACGCCAGACCCCGAGUCCUGGAGCUCUCGGGCUGGAGAGCCCCCUGCUGCGCCCCGGCUCUGCCGUCCCUCGUUCUCGGGGGAGUUCUCGCCGGUCAAUCUGAAGCGACCAUGUCCUUUCUGGGCAGAAGAUGGCCAUUGUUCAAUAAAAGACUGCCAUGUGGAGCCCUGUCCAGAGAGCAAAAUUCCAGUCGGAAUUAAAGCUGGGAGUUCUAAUAAGUACUCAAAAGUGGCAAACGAUACCAAAGAAUUAGAAGACUGUGAGCAAGCUAAUAAACUGGGAGCAAUUAACAGCAUGCUAAGUAAUCAAAGCAAAGAAGCAUUCAUUGACUGGGCAAGAUAUGAUGAUUCACAGGAUCAUUUUUGUGAACUUGAUGGAGAAGAUGAUGUUUUUUGUUUGUUUGUUUUUAAAGGAGAAUCAUUCUACACAUGGCUGGAAGGUUUGUGCCUGGAGAAGAGAGUCUUCUAUAAACUUAUAUCUGGACUUCAUGCUAGUAUCAAUUUACAUCUGUGUGCAAAUUAUCUUUUGGAAGAAACCUGGGGUAAACCUAGCUGGGGACCUAAUAUGAAGGAAUUUAAACACCGCUUUUACCCUGUGGAAACUAAGGGAGAAGGUCCAAGAAGGCUUAAGAAUCUA
Molecule: messenger RNA, 865 nt
Organism: Mustela erminea (ermine)
Lineage: Eukaryota; Metazoa; Chordata; Mammalia; Carnivora; Mustelidae
Product: ERO1-like protein beta
Exons: 9
Biological process (GO): protein folding in endoplasmic reticulum
Cellular component (GO): endoplasmic reticulum; endoplasmic reticulum membrane
Molecular function (GO): protein-disulfide reductase activity; thiol oxidase activity; FAD binding
Source: RefSeq, a predicted model, not a curated record